Linum trigynum is the source of this 1812-nucleotide messenger RNA. NCBI's taxonomy places the organism in Eukaryota, Viridiplantae, Streptophyta, Magnoliopsida, Malpighiales, Linaceae. The record is from the annotation of a GenBank genome assembly.
AUGGCUCCUGUGUAUAAGAUGUUGGCAGAGGUGAAUGAUGCUGCUGGUAUUGGUGUGACUUCUUCGUAUAAUGCAAUUAGUAGGGCUGGUGGUGGUCGGAAGUUUGUUGGGUUCACAAAGAAUGAUUUGAAGAACCAUCUGCGAACGGUGAGGACGUUAUCAAUGGAGUAUGGUGAUGCGACUGCAUUGCUUGAAUACUUUAGACGUCAAGCACAGCUGGAUCCUGGGUUCUUUCAUGAGGUGGAGGUUGAUGUUGAAGAGAACAUUGCUAGUAUUUUUUGGGCAGAUGGGAAGAUGAGAAUGGAUUAUCAUUAUUUUGGUGAUUCAAUUAGUUUUGAUACUACUUACCGGACUAACAAAGAGUAUCGGCCACUAGCUUUGUUUGUUGGUUUCAACAAUCAUCACCAACUGACUGUCUUUGCGGCUGCUCUUCUAUAUGAUGAAACAACGGCAACAUUUGAAUGGCUUUUCGAUCAGUUUUUGAAAUGCAUGGGAGGUGUGAGACCGUUAUCAAUGUUUACUGACCAGGCUGCUGCAAUUGCUGCUGGUAUAAGGUCUGUUUUCCCAGAUUGUUUUCAUGGUUUGUGUACAUGGCAUAUUGCUCAGAAUGCAGUUGUUAAUCUGGGAAGUUUGUGUGACUCUGACUUCCUUCGUGAGCUUAGUUAUUUGAUGUAUAAUGCUGAUGAUGAGGAUGAUUUUGAGUAUAAUUGGAAGAAGAUGAUUGAGAAGUGUUUUCCUGGGAAGGGACCUUUGGGACACAGUUGGUUACAGGGCGUUUACAAAGUCAGGAAGAAGUGGUCUUCAGCCUGGGUGAAUAAUUAUUUUGGUGCAGGAAUGAAGAGUACCCAGCUAAGUGAGUGCUGCAAUAGUAAUAUUCGACAUUACUUGCAGUCAGAGUUUAGCGUUAGUAGAUUCUUUGUGCACUUUGAGAGGAUGCUGGAUAAUAAGAGGGAUGCUGAAGAACAAGAAGAGUACUAUGCCUUAUCUAGGUUGGCUGAUUCUCGGUUUUCUACUAGCCCUAUUGUGAAGCAAGUUGCUAAUGUGUAUACGCCGAAGAUAUUCAAGUUUUUCCUGGAUCAGUACAAGGAAUCUCUUGCGUAUAAUAUUUUUUCAAAUACAGAGAUAGAACCAGAAGGACAUGUAGGAAUGUUUGAUGUCUUCAUAUUGGAGGAUGACCAUACUAGGUUGGAUAGUAGGGUGUUGAAGGUUGAUUUUGAUAACGGUGAAAUCAAGUGUUCCUGCCGUAAGUGGGAGUCAAGUGGUUUGAUCUGUAAGCAUCAAAUUAAGGGAUAUGAUAUGUUGUGGUCUACAACAUGCAAUCUGAAGUUCCAGCACAUUCCUAGCAGUUUGAUUUUGAAGCGGUGGACAAGAGCAGCAAAAACUAGAGGGAACUUUUCUUUUGAAGUUCCGUCUACUGAUAGUCCAUCGAAAUACCGUUCUCGUCUUUUCAAUCUGUCAGCUGUUUCUGCAUCAAUGAUCAGCAGGGUUUCAAUGGAUGAUGAUUUGUAUAAAUCAGCCAUGGCCUUCAUGACUGAUUUGAUCAAAAAGUGUGAAGCCCUAUCGAUUAAUGAGCCUGCUGGAACAAGCACGUCUUCUAACGGUGAUAUUUGUUUUUGUUAUCUUGUUAUAGAUGAUGUACCGGUCCAAAAAGUGAAGGGGUUUAAGCCUAAAAAAGAUUCAUUCAAGCCUUCGAAACGACCAAUUCCAGUUGCGGAGGCUGCAAGGGCUCUAAGUAAGAAGAAGAGAAAAACUAACAGGCUUGAGGAGGAGCAUUUGAAGGCUGUUGAAGAAAGUUUAAGGCUGAAGCUGUAA